AAGCCAAUCAUCAUGGCAAUCUCGAGUUCAAUUUGAAAAUAGAAACGGUGUACAACGGGAGAAGAAGACUAUCGAGUUGAACAGACUAUGCAAAGUGAAACAACACUUGUUUCGACUCCAAUUUUGAAGUUAUCAUUCCUUCGUAUUCCUUCUAUCUUUAGAAAAUCCAAGUCUACUCCAGAACCUGUGUCGAAGGAAUCUCCUUCCUUCAGAGAGGAGAAGACCACAACAACGAUAAAGGAUGUCUUCCCAGUAACUCGAUACGCCACCCAUUCUGUAAAGAAACAGCAGUCAAAGAAAGAAAAGUCGACGAGUGAAACGACUACCAUCACUACAGUACCCAAACGCAAGUCACCUCGAAAGAAGAGAAUUGACACUUCUUUUCGGGGUCUUUUACGUAACGAGAACCAAAGCAGUAGUUGCACAGAAGACAAAGUAUCUUUGGAACAUACAACGUCUCCACCAACCACUCGCGUAAAUACUGUUGAAGAAGGUGUUGCAACUGCCGCUGCGGCAAAGUUGUUGUUGGAAGCCUCACAAAGGAUGCAAGACCAAGAAAGUGUCGAUAGUCGAAUGACAAGUACUACUUGUAGUAUACCUCAUUCCUUGUCUUAUCCAACCAACCCAUGUGAACAACCGUUAUCGAAUACGAAGAGCGAAAAGACUGGUACAUAUCGAGUAGUUCUCUCAACGGAUACAGUUGAGUAUAUCCAUCAGAUUCUGAAAAGAGAAGAAGAUAUCUGUAGAUGGCAACAAGUGAUGUUGAAUUUCCUUGUUAGUAAAACGAAUACCACGAAAUCAUCAGAUUCUUCGGAGCCUAUUGGUGAUAAUGAAAUGGAACAACAACAGCCAUGGGAACAAUUGUUGCAAGAACAAAAAAAGCAACUUGUUAUCGUAAAAGAAUUGAUCGAAAAAGCUGACCUUGAGUUGGUCACAAGUGAUAGUGUAUUGGAUAAGAAGCAUUCAGAGAAACAAGAGUAGAGUUGUGUAGUCAGUUGAAAGCAAGUCUGAAUAAAAGAGCAUUCCUAGAAUGGAAGAGCAGUUUCCAUGGUUAUCAUUUU
Galdieria sulphuraria is the source of this 1061-nucleotide messenger RNA. RefSeq lists its product as uncharacterized. The transcript has a single exon. The record is from RefSeq and is a predicted model, not a curated record. Bases 88 to 981 code for a protein of 297 amino acids. Lineage: Eukaryota; Rhodophyta; Bangiophyceae; Galdieriales; Galdieriaceae.